This is a messenger RNA of Camelus dromedarius (Arabian camel), 11201 nucleotides long. It is a transcript of the gene KCNMA1, whose product is annotated as potassium calcium-activated channel subfamily M alpha 1. Gene Ontology annotation, biological process: potassium ion transmembrane transport; vasodilation; regulation of membrane potential. The record is from RefSeq and is a predicted model, not a curated record. Lineage: Eukaryota; Metazoa; Chordata; Mammalia; Artiodactyla; Camelidae. Gene Ontology annotation, cellular component: postsynaptic membrane. Bases 397 to 3924 code for a protein of 1175 amino acids. Gene Ontology annotation, molecular function: large conductance calcium-activated potassium channel activity. The transcript has 28 exons.
GGCGCAGACCCCGGGCGCGGGCGGUCCGCGGCGCCCCCUCGCUCUCGGCCCUCGGGGCCGGCGCAGCCCCGGGCGAGCGGGGGACGGGCUAGGGAGGGGAACUGCCCUCGCUCCCCGUCGCCCUCGCUCCCCGUCCCCCUCCCCCCCCGGGCGGGCGGGCGGGCCGGCGGCUGGGGGGAGGGCGGGCGGCGGCGGCCCGCUGUAUAUAUCUCCACGCACCCCGCCAGGUCGCGCACAGCGCCCCGAGCCUAGGCGCCUCCCCGCCCCCCUCCCCGCGCUCCGCGGCGGUAUCGGCGGCAGCAGUAGCAGCAAUAUGGCUGUUGAUGGGUGUUUGGGGUGGCGCUGGCGGCGGGAGGAGCUCCCCCGAGCCCCUGCGCCGGCCGCCCGUUGCUAGCUAUGGCAAAUGGUGGCGGCGGCGGCGGCGGCAGCAGCGGCGGCGGCGGCGGCGGCGGAGGCAGCAGUCUUAGAAUGAGUAGCAAUAUCCACGCGAACCAUCUCAGCCUAGACGCGUCCUCCUCCUCCUCCUCUUCCUCCUCUUCUUCCUCCUCCUCCUCUUCCUCUUCGUCCUCGGUCCACGAGCCCAAGAUGGAUGCGCUCAUCAUCCCAGUGACCAUGGAGGUGCCGUGCGACAGCCGGGGCCAACGCAUGUGGUGGGCUUUCCUGGCCUCCUCCAUGGUGACUUUCUUUGGGGGCCUCUUCAUCAUCUUGCUGUGGCGGACGCUCAAGUACCUGUGGACCGUUUGCUGCCACUGCGGGGGCAAGACGAAGGAGGCCCAGAAGAUUAACAAUGGCUCAAGCCAGGCAGACGGCACUCUCAAGCCAGCGGACGAAAAAGAGGAGGCGGUGGCAGCUGAGGUCGGCUGGAUGACCUCCGUGAAAGACUGGGCGGGGGUGAUGAUAUCUGCCCAGACGCUGACUGGCAGAGUCCUGGUUGUCUUAGUCUUUGCUCUCAGCAUUGGUGCACUUGUAAUAUACUUCAUAGAUUCGUCAAACCCAAUAGAAUCCUGCCAGAAUUUCUACAAAGAUUUCACAUUACAGAUCGACAUGGCUUUCAACGUGUUCUUCCUUCUCUACUUUGGCUUGCGGUUUAUUGCAGCCAAUGACAAGCUGUGGUUCUGGCUGGAAGUGAACUCUGUAGUAGACUUCUUCACGGUGCCCCCCGUGUUUGUGUCUGUGUACUUAAACAGAAGUUGGCUUGGUUUGAGAUUUUUAAGAGCUCUCAGACUGAUCCAGUUUUCAGAAAUUUUGCAGUUUCUGAACAUCCUGAAGACAAGUAAUUCCAUCAAGCUGGUGAAUCUGCUGUCCAUAUUUAUCAGCACGUGGCUAACCGCAGCCGGGUUCAUCCAUUUGGUGGAGAAUUCCGGGGACCCUUGGGAAAAUUUCCAAAACAACCAGGCUCUUACCUACUGGGAAUGUGUCUAUUUGCUCAUGGUGACCAUGUCCACUGUUGGUUACGGGGAUGUUUAUGCAAAAACGACACUCGGGCGUCUCUUCAUGGUCUUCUUCAUCCUCGGGGGACUGGCCAUGUUUGCCAGCUACGUCCCUGAAAUCAUAGAGUUAAUAGGAAACCGCAAGAAAUACGGGGGCUCCUAUAGUGCGGUUAGUGGAAGAAAGCACAUCGUGGUCUGUGGACACAUCACUCUGGAGAGCGUUUCCAACUUCCUGAAGGACUUUCUGCACAAGGAUCGGGACGAUGUCAACGUGGAGAUCGUCUUUCUUCACAACAUUUCCCCUAACCUGGAGCUUGAGGCUCUGUUCAAACGACAUUUUACUCAGGUGGAAUUUUAUCAGGGUUCGGUCCUCAAUCCACAUGAUCUUGCGAGAGUCAAGAUAGAGUCAGCAGAUGCCUGCCUGAUCCUUGCCAAUAAGUACUGCGCAGACCCGGAUGCCGAAGAUGCUUCCAACAUCAUGAGAGUAAUCUCCAUAAAGAACUACCAUCCGAAGAUAAGAAUCAUCACUCAGAUGCUGCAGUAUCACAACAAGGCCCAUCUGCUAAACAUCCCGAGCUGGAAUUGGAAGGAGGGAGAUGAUGCAAUCUGCCUUGCAGAGCUGAAGCUGGGCUUCAUAGCCCAGAGCUGCCUGGCUCAAGGCCUCUCCACCAUGCUCGCCAACCUCUUCUCCAUGAGGUCAUUCAUAAAGAUUGAGGAAGACACGUGGCAGAAGUACUACUUGGAAGGAGUCUCAAAUGAAAUGUACACGGAAUAUCUCUCCAGUGCCUUCGUGGGUCUGUCCUUCCCUACUGUUUGUGAGCUGUGUUUUGUGAAGCUCAAGCUUCUAAUGAUAGCCAUUGAGUACAAGUCUGCCAACCGAGAGAGCCGUAUAUUAAUUAAUCCUGGAAACCAUCUUAAGAUCCAAGAAGGUACUUUAGGAUUUUUCAUCGCAAGUGAUGCCAAAGAAGUUAAAAGGGCAUUUUUUUACUGCAAGGCCUGUCAUGAUGACAUCACGGAUCCCAAAAGAAUUAAAAAAUGCGGCUGCAAACGGCUUGAAGAUGAACAGCCAUCAACACUGUCACCCAAAAAAAAGCAGCGGAACGGAGGCAUGAGGAACUCACCCGGCUCCUCACCCAAGCUGAUGAGGCAUGACCCCUUGUUAAUUCCCGGCAAUGAUCAGAUUGACAACAUGGACUCCAACGUGAAGAAGUAUGACUCUACUGGGAUGUUUCACUGGUGUGCACCCAAGGAGAUAGAGAAAGUCAUCCUGACUCGGAGUGAAGCCGCCAUGACCGUCCUGAGUGGCCACGUCGUGGUUUGCAUCUUUGGCGACGUCAGUUCAGCCCUGAUUGGCCUCCGCAACCUGGUGAUGCCACUCCGUGCCAGCAACUUUCAUUACCACGAGCUCAAGCACAUCGUGUUUGUGGGUUCCAUUGAGUACCUCAAGCGGGAAUGGGAGACACUUCAUAACUUCCCCAAGGUGUCCAUAUUGCCUGGUACGCCAUUAAGUCGGGCUGAUUUAAGGGCCGUCAACAUCAACCUCUGUGACAUGUGCGUUAUCCUGUCAGCCAAUCAGAAUAAUAUUGAUGAUACUUCGCUGCAGGACAAGGAAUGCAUCUUGGCGUCACUCAACAUCAAAUCUAUGCAGUUUGAUGACAGCAUCGGGGUCUUGCAGGCUAAUUCCCAAGGGUUCACGCCUCCAGGAAUGGACAGAUCCUCUCCAGAUAACAGCCCGGUGCACGGGAUGUUACGCCAGCCAUCCAUCACGACUGGAGUCAACAUCCCCAUCAUCACUGAACUAGUGAAUGAUACUAACGUUCAGUUUCUGGACCAAGACGAUGACGAUGACCCUGACACAGAACUGUACCUCACGCAGCCCUUUGCAUGCGGGACAGCGUUUGCCGUCAGCGUCCUGGACUCGCUCAUGAGCGCGACAUACUUCAAUGACAACAUCCUUACCCUGAUACGGACCCUGGUGACCGGAGGAGCCACCCCGGAGCUGGAGGCUCUGAUUGCCGAGGAGAAUGCUCUGCGCGGGGGGUACAGCACCCCCCAGACGCUGGCCAACAGGGACCGCUGCCGCGUGGCACAGUUAGCGCUGCUGGACGGGCCGUUUGCGGACCUGGGGGAUGGUGGUUGUUAUGGUGAUCUGUUCUGCAAAGCUCUGAAAACGUAUAAUAUGCUUUGUUUUGGAAUUUACCGUCUGAGAGAUGCUCACCUCAGCACCCCCAGCCAGUGCACGAAGAGGUAUGUCAUCACCAACCCCCCGUAUGAGUUUGAGCUCGUGCCGACGGACCUGAUCUUCUGCUUAAUGCAGUUUGACCACAACGCCGGCCAGUCCCGGGCCAGCCUCUCCCAUUCCUCCCACUCGUCCCAGUCCUCCAGCAAGAAGAGCUCCUCCGUUCACUCCAUCCCAUCCACUGCAAACCGGCAGAACCGGCCCAAGUCCCGGGAGUCCCGAGACAAACAGAAAAAAGAAAUGGUUUACAGAUGAACCGGAUAAUGCCUAUCCCAGAAACAUUCAAAUCAAGCCCAUGAGUACCCACAUGGCUAACCAGAUCAACCAAUAUAAAUCCACAAGCAGCUUGAUUCCACCAAUCAGAGAAGUUGAAGAUGAAUGUUGACUCCCAGGAGACCAGAACUAUUUUUUUAAAGCCUGACAAACUUCAUAAAUGGUGACGUGACUUUUCUUCCUCUUACAUGCUGAAUCACUGGUGGAAAUGUUAGGAGAAGCAAGAAUUGCAAGAAAAAUAGACAGAUCUUUCUCUUUGUCUGCCUUGAAUAUUGCUUCCAUGUAUUUUGGAAAAGAGAAUGAUUUCAUUUAUAAAUGAACAUAAUACAAUAGUCAUGUAUAGCCUCUAGCAUUUUAAAUUAUUUUUAUUUAUUAGAAAGAAAAUAUAUUUUUCCUUUUUUUUUCAUUGUCAGAUAUCUUCCCUAUAUCGAACAAUGCAAAAUCAAAAUGAACAAGUGGCCAGACUCCUUAAGGCAUAUUUCUCUUCUUUCUCUGUUUUUUCUUUGAGGAGAAUGAUGGUCACCACCACGAUUAACUGUAAUUAAGGGAAAUGGAUUAUUACAACAAUUUUAAAAUGGUCCAACGAUGUAAGCAUGUAUUUUAGUAAAUUCAAAAAAAGAAGACAAAAGGGGGGCAGGUGAAUCUCCUGGAUGGGUGUGUAUUUUGGCUGCAUUGACACCAGCUCUUAAUAAAUGGAAACUUAUUUAUUUUCACAGUUGACAGUCAUAUUUUUGUAGUUUUAGUUUUCAUCCUGUAUUUCUUAUCCCUUUGUUCGUAUGUUUAAAGGGAAGACCUUCUUGCAGCUUUUCAACAAUUGCCAGAUCAGGUGUACCCUGCCAGCUAUAACAAUACCAGGAAGGUUGUGAGUGUGCCUGGGAUGUGGAAGUUGAGGACCUGAUGCACACAAGGCAUUUCUCUGUUUGUUGUUCUAAUGGUGGGGACUCCUACAUGCUGUCACGCUUCUCAUUUCAUAUCUCCAAACCAACAAAACAAGUCAUUUCAACUUUGGAAAGGUCUGGUGGACUCUCUUCCCUCUCCCCAAUUUCAGGGCUUUUAGCCUGAAAGCUUGUAAACACCGAUGAGUAGUUUUCCUUAACGACAGCAUAUGCUAACACAUUCGUUCUAUUCACUGAGUUUUUGUGUAAAAGCCAGAAACUUUCUUUGAUCGAGGAGAUGACUUUUGCCCAGAUCUUAAUUUUGCAGGCUUUCCUUUAGUUGCUGGGACAAAACACACAACUUGUUACAGCAACAAAAAAAAAUAAUAACCACCAAAGGACAGCAAUGAAUGCUUUUAAUACAGACUGUUAGAAAAGGCCUUUGAAAAUUACCAGCAGUGAAAUCAAAUGUAUCCACCACUUCAAACUGUGGUCAGAAAGAUUUUUCUAGCCAUCAGACACAAUUCCGAUGCCUCCAAGCUCGGCUGUUGCUUGCAUGCUCAGUGUAAUGUCGUCCCAGCAACUGUUCUGGUCCAAAUGACUUUCAGCUUCAAAAUUACCCAUCACUGAGAGAAUCGUCAGGGUCUCUGGAGAAGCAUGGAUGUGUUAAUGAUUUUCAUUUUCUUAAAAAUGUAAACUGUGGACACUUGAAGAAACCAAACAAACCAAAAUCUCUCCCCAAGUGUCAUGAUAUCUAUUCCAUUGGGCCAUGACCCUGUGGUACCUAGUAGGCUAGUGCAAAUCAGAUCAGAGCCAAGCAAUGAGAUCACCGUGAAAACAUACGUCCACCAAGUACUCCAAUGACCAGCGUAGGCAAAAUGAGCUUCCACCUCUGUCCAGUCCCCGCAGAGCCAAUGUAGUCGUGUUUCCACCUUGUAGGCGCCGUCCUGAAGUGACUUGUCAGACCGUGGUUAUCCUGUCGUCAUAUUUUGUAGAAUUAGUUCUAUAAAAGUAUUGUGAAUAUAAUGUAUGUCCAAUUGGAUUGUUUAAAAACUACUUAUAACCUACUCUACUUGGCAGACUAAAAUGACGUCAGCAGUCUAUAUUCAGGCUUAUCGACAUUUCUUGGUUAACAACAGGAGUAAAAUGGUUUGCGGAAUGAAUCCCUUGCUAAGAUUUUACAACUUUCCUGAAAGUUAGGCCUUCUUCUGCGUAAUGAUUUUGCAUUGGGGUCAUCUUCAUACAUUCUUAGUACCUCAGUCCACGCUCUUCUUUCCUUCAUGAACCCUAGUGGGGUUGAUAACUUGAUAACCAUUUUUGAAUUUGUCAUAACUAUUUGGUCUCCUCUGGCAGGCAAUGGUGGCCACCACCUAAACCAUCUUCCAUCAGAGGAAGUUAGGCCACAGUAUCCCAUGCCUGCUGCGCUCUCUUCGGCACCUCUCCCUACUCAGGCAGUUUGGAAACAGGCGUACAAACUCCAUGCCCAUCACAGCUAGAGAUUUGAAUCUAACCUUUGUUUUUUUAAACCACAAUGACUAAGAUCCUUUCCUACAACAAAGGCUUCCCUCAAAAAACCAAUAGGCAGGAAUCCAUUUUCCUCUAAGGUAGAACAAGGUCAUACUGUGUUGCCUCUGCAAUAAUGAAUUGUUUGGGGCCAGAAAACAAAAUCAGGCUUUUUUUUUUUUUUUUUAAGUGUGCAAAAUGACUGGUUGGUGGCUCCUUUGGCAAAAACUGGUACCCAGUAGAUUGAAAAGGAAAUGAAAACAGAAGCAAGAUUAUAAGAUCAUUGAAGGGCUUAAGGGAAUGCCAGAGCUUCCUAAUUUGUUUCUAUUUGUUGAGUUCUCUGGCCCUGAGAGAGUCCUCAACCAACCCCACUCUGACAGACCCAUCUUUUCGGCUACAUUCAGUACAGACCAGUGAUGGUCUUCAUUGGUACAGUCCGUGCUAUAAGGCUCUGAUGUCCCAUCCCAGUUGAGGAUUUCAGAAAAGCUAUUCUCCCAAAUGAGUAACUCUUGGGUGCUUUGAGAAUCGGACUCACCAAUAGGCUAUUUAAAGAGCAGAAAGCACCUACUUGUAAAAGCCCCAUCUCCAUCACCAUCUUUCUCAUUAAGUAAACUUUGACUUUCAUCUGAGCAAUUUUUAUUUUAAAACAUCCCCUUGAACCAAGAUAAAACACCUUAAAUAAAAGUGGUUGUGACUCAGGCAUGUUAGGAAACACCCAGAAGCUCUUUCCUUCCAAAGCCUGGGGCAUCUUAUGAUGUACUUUGUACAAAAUUUGAUGGAGGACUUUAAAUAAACAGGGGAUUAGAACUGUUUGGCUAGGGUUGGAAAGGGGGAAAGUGAGAAAGCACAAGAAAAUUGGGGGCUAGCGUCACAUCACAGAGGGAAAGAGUCCAACCUUCCUACUUAUGGUUUAGUAUGAGGGUUCGCAAGCUACACCUGCAAGUAACUAGCUAUACACUUUGAAAAUGUUCUUUAAACUCUCUGAGUCUCAGUGACAUUUGUAAAUGAGCAUGAUUCAUCUAGAUGACUCUAAGGUCCUUUCAGGUGGGAGAGGAUGUGAUCGGAGUUAAAAGUGGGAGCCUGGGAACAUGCCGAGCCCUGGAGACAAUCUUGUCCUGCAUCAGAAUAACGUGCUUCUUGCUGCGUCAACCAAGCAGUACUCCUGAGGGUAAUGUCUCAUGCUCCAGACAUACAGUAGUUAGGUUCAUUCCUCUGCUUUAUGUUGUGGAGUCUCCUUAGGUUCAAAAUGCAAAUUUCAAAAAUCAAAUUCACCUGAAUCUUAUCACUGAGUUUUUUUUCUGUGUGUUCCCAAGGGUUUCUUCUCAAUCUCAUCCCUGCCUGACUUUUUUAAUUGGUUCAAGGCUCAGUCCCCAUCAAUCCUUUCAUCUCCUACCCAUGUCUCCAAUUUCCAAUGUGUUGUUAGAGGCUCACAACAUUCCUGGAUUCCUGUAGUUUUCCUCAUUUUUAUUUCCACCUGUGGAUCUGGGCUCUAGGAAGUUACCAGUCUUAAUUAUCACUUCAUUUCCUGUCCUCUACUUAUUUGAUUCUUCUUUUCUCUUCAUUGGUAUACCAACUAUUUCUUUGGUACUUAUAUUUGUAAGUCUAAUUUUGAUCUAACAUUUUUUUAUCCCCUCAAAGAGAAUCUCAGUGAAAAGAAAAAGGAAGGGAGGGACAAAAAGACAAAGAAAGGUAGAGAGACAGAAAAAAAAGAAUAUCAAACUAGUUGACUGGGACAUGAGUUACCUUACUUACAGGAGAUUAAACAAGUCCAUUCAGACUAGACAUGGAGUUCCAGGGCAGAAUGUGUCCACUUUCCCUUCUGACCCUAUAGCCUAAUUCCUAGUCUAUUCCUAUUUACUACUUGUGGAAUGGUGGUAAAAUCACCAACUGCUGUGAUCCUUGAAAGGGUCUUCACUAAUUAGAGCUUGACUCGUCCUCUGUAGAGAGCAGAAGGAACUGAGAAUUCACUUGCAACUUACCUGGAAAAUUACCUUUCUGCCCCUCCUCCACUCACCUCAUGUACCCCAAGGGUAUUUUUUUUUCUAUCUAGUUGAGUUGAUUUAAGAUUUAAAUCCCAUGAUUCUUUGAGGACAUAAUGUGGCCCUUUGAAUUUAUUUAUGAGAAAGCAGAAAUUAGAAAGGAUUUCCAGUUUGUACUAGUGUGGCCUUUUUAAUUGUUUAAGUGAAAUCUGUUCUGAUUGGUUGUUGCCCAUGCAAGGCCAGUUGUUAAUAUUUUCAAAAUUGCCACAGUAUAAGACCAUUCAGAGAAUACUUUUAGCCAUCAUUUUAUUUUCCAAGGAACUUCCCAGCUGCUGAAGACACCACGCUGUCACAGCUCCACGUGGUUAGACUGAGGAGGAAUUCUGUAUUAGAGGAACUGGACCAAACUUUCCUUUUUGCCACCCUCCUCUUUUAGCAUGAAAAUGGGCUGGAGACUUCUACAUCUAAAGACAGGCCAAACUCAGGGUAUAUAUCAAGGAAGAAAGAACAAACUUUUGGAUUAAACAGCAUUUUAAGGUGCCAUCAGCCAGGCAUUUAUGUGAUAUCGAAGGUCGGUGCUUUGGGUUGGAAAGGAGAAAGGGACUGCACUGAACUAUACUAGAUUGAGAGGAAUGCAAAGGAAUAUAAUGCUUGGUGGGCUUUUGAGGUAUUUCUAUAGGAAAUAAAUGGAGAAAUGUGGAAUACGAGGGUUUUCCAGGGAGAGGAGGCUUAAUGGGCCAUGACCAUUGGUAGGAACACGAUUUCAACACAUAGACCAUUUUGUCUAGGGUGACAAGUUCGUCUAGGGGAGAGGAGGGAAACAAAGAUGAGACUUCGGAGAAGGGGCUAGAAAGUCAGUUGUCUUAAGAGCCAAGCUAAGAGGUUGCGGCUUGAUUUAGAAAGUCACGGACAGCCACAAAAAGUUUUCAAGAAGGAGUGAUGAACACUGGUAUCUGUGCAUUUUUUGGGUUAAACGUUUUGAGAUGCCAGUUCUCCUCAGAAGUCAUCAGGAGAAUAUAUGCAAAGCCGCACAUCUCAGCAGCACGGAGAUCUCAGUCGUGCCCACUCCAAGUCGAAAACUCAGCAUAUGAGUACGUAUACCGUCCUCAGACAUGGGUUGCAGAUCCUAACAGUUACAGAGGCUUAGCCGGAGUUGUAGGGGCUGGUUUGUGCGCUGGGUGUUGGAGCAAUGGCUGGAGAAGGUUCUCUGUGUAAAGAGCACUUAAUUUGGACCCCGAGGGAAGAAGCUCGUGGAGGGAUAGAGAAGAGUGGGGGCAGCUGCCAGGGAGCGGCGGCAGCUGAGAACUGUUGCACUAAUUCAUUCAAAGUGGAAGCAGCUGAGAGUCGUCCGCAGGGGCAGAGCCCGCGGGCAGAGGAUUCUGGGAUGUGCGGCUGCGCAGAGCGCGCGGGGAUGGCGGCCAUGGCGGCAGCGGCGGGCGCCGCGGGUGUGGAGGCCGGAGUCGCAUCGGUGCGCGCAGUGCUGGGAGCGAGGCUGAGUUCUCCAGAGGAGGAAAGGUAGGUGUGGAGGAUUGUUUGAAGGUGGAAGAGUGUUAGAGGGCUGCAGCCAUGUUUUUAAGGGCUAAAAGGAACAACGUUAAGUCGACACUGCUGGGAAAGGAGAUGUGGGCUCCUUCGGAAUCUGGGGCGCGGGAAACUGGAGAGGGAGCCUUAAUUUAAGAGAGGCUGGGGCAUCUAUGAGGUUGGAAACGAAGGGUAUUGGAGCUGGUGACUCAGAAGUAAAAGAGACUUGGCUUGUUUGUCUUCAUGCCCAAGGCUUGUCCGGAGAGCCUGGCUCUGGGUAGGUGAUGGGUUUGUGACUCCGGGUUACUUUGGAUGCCGCAAGCAAUGGAGGUUAAACAGCUCUGGUAGGUCGCUGGCACUCUUCCUGGAGAAGGACUCAAAAGAGAGGGGUCUGGAGGUGUGCCUUUUCUUUUACCUCCCCGUUCGCGUCACUCCUUCCUUAUCCCCACACACGCUUUGGUUUGGGUGCUCUUAAACCCGACAGUCUCUUUGCUUUGGUGGCUUUUCUGGACAGGCAGGAUGAGAGCGUUUUUGGCUUGGUGAAAAGAAAACCAGCCUUCAUUUCUAGGUCGAUUUUAAAUGUAAAAAGGUUUCCUUUGGUCCAUUUAUCCCGUUGAGGACUUCUGUUUCUCCUCCUCCACCUUGCUAUUCAGCAGAACAGGGGCAGAAGUGACAGCAAAACUCUCCUGUGUGCCUGUCGUAGGAAGCAUUCCAGGGCCCACUUUCUGGAAUCUUAGAUGAAAAUGUAUACACGGCACUGCCGCACUCCUGCCCGAGCAAACCAGGGUUCCCCCGCCAUAGGAUUGAGGGUCAGUGUGAGAAGGCAGCCAGUAGGUAAGGGGAGACCUGCCAACAAGGCUGACGAAGCCCCACUGUCAAACUAAAUCAAAGCCCCCACAGCCCCAAAGUGGCCUGCUCCCCUCCCUUCCUCUGAGUACAGCCAGAGAUACAUCUGACCAGAACUGCAACAUUUCAAACAUAAACCAAGAUCUGCCUGGAAAUCCUAAUUUAAAAAGUUCCAUUCCCAGGUGGCACAGUCACAUCCUGCCUAAAAUUUCUGGCCCACGUCCCACCACCCAGAUGCUGAAAAGAAACCUUCUCCCACUUAACACAAAAACCUGCACUCCACGUGUCUUCAGGGGGGCAAAGGAAAAAAAAAGGAUGCUGACACAGAGGUCAGGCCCACGUGUUCAUUAAGGAAAAAGAGCGUGGCUUAUUCAUCUGUCUUUCAAAUGUUUGAUUGUUGGCAUUUUGCGGAUGAUGAUGAUUAAUUAUAUGACCUAAACGGAUUGGAGGAGAGACUAAAAUGCUGGUGCUUUGAAAUGAUCUACCCAACUCUGUCAUCUGUAUCAACCAGUGAUAACUCUCUUGUUUAAAAAAA